This is a messenger RNA of Lepus europaeus (European hare), 616 nucleotides long. RefSeq names its product ADP-ribosylation factor-like protein 6-interacting protein 6. Lineage: Eukaryota; Metazoa; Chordata; Mammalia; Lagomorpha; Leporidae. The transcript is spliced from 3 exons. The record is from RefSeq and is a predicted model, not a curated record. The coding region runs from base 1 to 609 and encodes 202 amino acids.
AUGAGGAAGGAGGGUCAGAAUGCUGGAGCAAGGGAUGAGUGGGAAGUGUACGGCGCUGCACCGCAGUCGUCUCAGCACCCCGGUGCCCUUCGUGGCUCCGUGUACCCUGCCUUCUCUCAGGGGAACAGUUGUGGUGAAGGCGAAGUUGACGACCAGGAGGGAUGCAACCAGGUGGCCCGUGACUUGCGGGCAGAGUUCUUGGCUGGGCCGUCGUCGGAGUCCAAGAGAGGUUCUCUCUUCCCACCAGAUGGAGAUGGGUCGCUGGUGUUGUCAAAGAAGCUCCAUGGCAUCCUCCUGGCUGCUGCGGGAAGCCGAACCCUGGCUCCGCAGCGGUUGGUUCAAGUCCUUUCUAUUCUGUGUUCUCUGCUGUUCGCCAUCCUCUUCGCCUUUCUGCUCGCCAUCAUCUACCUGGUCAUUAAAGUGUUGCGUGCUAAGAAUUUGAAAAAUGAAGAUGGAGUAGACGCUGGGCUGUUAGGAUUCUGGACGCUGCUUAUAAUAUCCCUAACCAGGUUCAAGAAACUGAUGGGACACUCCUUCCACAUGGGCUAUAUCAUGGCGAUUUUGAAUGGCAUUGUGGCUGCUCUUACUGUAGCAUGGUGCCUCAUGUAAAUCCACA